Molecule: messenger RNA, 429 nt
Organism: Mucor mucedo
Lineage: Eukaryota; Fungi; Mucoromycota; Mucoromycetes; Mucorales; Mucoraceae
Product: RF-1 domain-containing protein
Exons: 2
Coding region: 1-429 (142 amino acids)
Biological process (GO): translational termination
Cellular component (GO): mitochondrion
Molecular function (GO): translation release factor activity
Source: RefSeq, a predicted model, not a curated record
AUGUUUUCAACCAUUCGACAAUUGAUUUUGCAGCGUACAUUUGCAACGAAACCACCCAUCGGUAGGAAGAAAAUUGUACUUAAUGAUGAAGAUUUAAUCGAGACCUUUGUCAAGGGAUCGGGGCCUGGAGGACAAUGUAUUAAUAAACGAUCGAGUUGCGUUGAUUUACGACACAUUCCUACAGGCAUUCGAGUACAGUGUCAACAAUCAAGAUCUUUGGCGGAUAAUCGUGGGAUCGCUCGAAAAUUGUUGCGAGAAAAGUUGGAUGAAUUAGAAAAUGGAUCGUUGAGUAAGAAUGGUCAAAAGGCAGCCAAGAUUGCGAAGCAAAAGGCCAGAAGAGCCAAACGGGCCAAAGAGAAAUAUGCGCCCAAAGACACCGCAGAUGCAGAGUCAGCGGCAGCAGCAGCGGCAGCAGCAGCAGCCGAAUAA